Molecule: messenger RNA, 5020 nt
Organism: Salvelinus fontinalis (brook trout)
Lineage: Eukaryota; Metazoa; Chordata; Actinopteri; Salmoniformes; Salmonidae
Product: epidermal growth factor receptor kinase substrate 8-like protein 2
Exons: 19
Coding region: 291-2441 (716 amino acids)
Biological process (GO): positive regulation of ruffle assembly; Rho protein signal transduction; regulation of Rho protein signal transduction
Cellular component (GO): ruffle membrane; plasma membrane; vesicle
Molecular function (GO): actin binding
Source: RefSeq, a predicted model, not a curated record
CAUUUCUCCCCGAGGCCCACGCCUCCACUCUCUCUCUCUCUCCUUUCUCCCAAUGCCCCAUGCCUUCUCUCUCUAUCUUGCUCUCCUUCUCUCUCCCCGUUCUCCAUGCCGCUUCUCUGUCUCUCUCUCUCUCUGGGCCAUAUGCUCAGAAUCUCAGGACUAAUCUCUUCCAGUCCUGUCCAGUCUGCAAGCUGGGAAACUCUUACUCACUGUAUCACACUGCCCUGUGUGAGUGUGUAGUGCGACUGAUUAGUGAUAGAUAGUGUUUGUAGUAACAUUGUGACAUUUGGAUGAGUUUGAGAAAAAAAAUAGGAGAAGCGAUGAAAGGCAGACAACGUAACCCUGGUAACCCUUCCUCUUCCUCCUGCUCUUCCUCUCUCUGCAGUGGGGUGGCCAGAUCUGACAGCAAGAUUAGCGCCAAGGCUCUAUAUGAGCAACGGAAGAAAUACUCCAACUCCAAUGUCAUCAUGCACGAGACGUCUCAGUACCACGUGGAGCACCUGUCCACCUUCAUGAUGGACAAGACAGAGUCCAUUGCUACAGUGGACGAUGCCAUUAAGAAGCUGGUGCUGUUGGACUCUAAAGACAAGAUCUGGACCCAGGAGAUGCUGCUUCAGGUCAGCGACAAGGCUGUACGGCUACUGGACGUUGAUACACAGGAAGAGUUGGAAAACUUCCCUAUGCCUACGAUCCACCACUGCCAGACAGUGUUGAAUCAGACCAGGUAUCCAUCUGUCCUACUGCUGGUGUGUCAAGACACUGAACAGCACAGACCUGACAUACACUUCUUCCACUGUGACGAGGUGGAGGCAGAGAUGGUCCAUGCAGACAUCGACAGUGCUCUGGGGGACAGCAAACAUGGGAAGAAGAUACGACCACAGACCUUGAAGGUGAACCAGGAGAGGAUGAAGCACCACAGAGAGUCCAUCAUCCCCCCCUCCUCGGCCCCCAAGGGAUCGGCCCCCGCAGUCAAGGGCCGUGUGGCUGCCAUGAACAUGCAGGAUGUGGAGAGGCGAGGUUCGGCCCAGCAGGACCCAGAGUCCCAUGAGAAGCUGGCCCAGCGCAUUGAGAAGGACGUGCAAAUCCUGAACUGUUCCCUGGAUGACAUUGAGUUCUUUGUGGCUCGGCUGCAGAAGGCUGCAGAGGCCUUCUCUCAGCUCAACCAGCGCAACAAGAGUAAGAAGAUGAAGAAGAAAGGCCCAGCAGAGGGAAUGCUGACCCUGAGAGCUAAGCCCCCCUCUGAGGCAGAGUUCAUUGAUAGCCUACAGAAACUUAAGCUGGCUUUCAACCUACUGGCCAAAUUGAAGAAGCACAUCCAGAACCCCAGCGCCUCUGAACUGGUGCACUUCCUCUUCGGCCCCCUGGACCUGGUGCUCCAGUCCUGUGGUAGUGUAGAGCUGCCCCGCUCCGUGGUCUCUCCUCACUUAUCCAGAGAUGCAGUUGACUUCCUGAGAGGUCAUCUGUCGCCUAAAGAGAUGACCGUCUUUGAACUGCUAGGAGAUGGGUGGACAAGACCUAGAGCGGACUGGCCACGGGACCAGUGUGCCUCUACUUACUUCCCUAAGUUCAGGAACGGGUGGGAGCCCCCAGCUGAGCUGUUCAGGACCUCCCCAUGGGAGACAGAGGGAUCAGGGGAACCUUUCAUGUCCUCCAUGUCCCGCCCCAUGUCCCCACACAAGUCAGAAGAGUUUUUUGGAACCCAGUCUUCUAGCUCAUCAAAUGGGUCCUACAAUGGUCUGGCGUCCUCAUCCCGUAAAUAUGCUAAGAUCUGCUACCACUUUGUGGCCCGCAACGCCAACGAACUGUCAGUACUGCAGGACGAGGUGGUGGAGGUGAUAGAGGACGAUAAACAGUGGUGGAAAGUGAGGAACAGGAGUGGCCAGUCAGGAUACGUCCCCUCCAACGUCCUGGAAGUGGUCACACUGGAGGAACCACACGGCAUGGCUGAACCCCUCUAUAGCCAGGCUGGCCAGCCCUACAGCCCUACCUCUCCCUCCAGCUCUCUAGGAAGAGGGGAUAGCUUUGACAUGAGCCGCUCCAAAGACUCUCGGACACCCCAGAUGGAUGAGGUGAAUGAUGAGUUGUUGAAGAGGAUCACUAGUAAUAAGUCUCAGCCUCCAGCCCGUAACUUCAGGGUGGAGCGUCCCUCAAGCAGCAGCUCCACGCUCCUCACUUUCAAUUCCAGCCCACCACAGGUCACCGCCUGGCUCAACGCCAAGGGAUUCUCUAAACCGACGGUGGAUUGUCUGGGGAUCCUGACGGGUGCUCAGCUCUUCUCUCUGAACAAGGAGGAACUGAAGGCAGUGUGUGGAGACGAGGGAGCCAGGGUCUACAGCCAGACCACCGUGCAGAAAGCUCAGCUAGAGAAGAGCAGUGGGGAUUCAGAACUCCAAGAGAUAAUGAGAAGACGACAAGAGAAGAUCGAUGCCGGCAAGGACUGAUCUGGGCAUGCGCACUGACUUUCAAUCAAUCACAGGCCAGCCUGGCUGACCUGUCAACCAAUCACAGCCCAGCAUGGCUGGUUACCAUAACAACCCUCUCCAGUACUAACCAACCAUAAGCCUUCCCCUCCCAAAGCGCCUACCCUUUCACAAACCAACAGUUUUUUUGUUUUUUUUGUCAGACAAUUGACUUUUAAUAUUGGCAUGUACUAUAAAUGUUGUUAUAUACAUUUUUUAAAAUUGUAUAUUUAUUGUUAUUGUUUGUGAAUGUGUAUGUUUACUUCUUUCUUUACUGAUGUUCUCUGGUGAUUAUGAGUGCUGCUCUGUCUGUCACUAACCACGUUUCCAUCCAGCCAUUUCAUGCGGAGGAAUUACCUGACGUAUGCAAGAAGUUACGACUGGGCUGAUGGAAACAUUAAAUCCUGGUACAAUUGUAGAAAUGCCGACAGACAAUUUCUUCGUUCGACAUGGUGAGAUCUUUUCGUGUCGGGUAAAAUUAAUAAUGCAAGAUAAAUGGUAGUGGAAAUGCCUUUAUGCUUAAAUAUUGAUAUAAUAACCAUCAUAUUGAAGUCAACUUGGAGUCAGGCGAUGUUGUGUUGUGUGGUCCUCCCCACUACGACUCGGGAAACCACGCAGUUUAUCAGGCUACAGGGGAAGUUCUGAUGAACUUCACAGGGUGGUGAAAGUGCACGGUGAUGAGCUUGAUGCGCCUUUUCCAAUAAAUAUCGAGGGUCUUAUUCCAGCGACAUGUUGGUAGAUACUUGGCUGCCGUUUGACAAAAUGAAAAAAAUAAUAUCGCUUUUAUCCAUAAUAAUCUCAUAAUGUAGGUAUUCUACUCGCGCUGGAUUUGCGAGCUGUUGUUGGCACGUUCGCUAAAUAACACAUAUGUUGUUUUUGUGACGAGACCCUCAAGAGAUGAAAAUGCGAUGGAAACCCAUUUAACUUCUAUUGGGAAUUUAACAGCAAAAGUACUUUUGAUGUGCACUACUCUUUUAUCCGCAAAAAAAAUUAAGUUUGAUGGAAACACAUCUCUGGUGGGGAAAAUGCGAAUAUUGUUUUAUGGCAGAUGUUAGAAUAUUUGCAUGAAAAUAUGUCACUAAUUGGAUGAAAAACCUGGCUACUGUCUCUUAACUUUGUAUCGUGGUGAGGGACCAUAUUAAAACCUGGCUACUGUCUCUUAACUUUGUAUCGUGGUGAGGGACCAUAUUAAAACCUGGCUACUGUCUCUUAACUUUGUAUCGUGGUGAGGGACCAUAUUAAAACCUGGCUACUGUCUCUUAACUUUGUAUCGUGGUGAGGGACCAUAUUAAAACCUGGCUACUGUCUCUUAACGUUGUAUCGUGGUGAGGGACCAUAUUAAAACCUGGCUACUGUCUCUUAACGUUGUAUCGUGGUGAGGGACCAUAUUAAAACCUGGCUACUGUCUCUUAACGUUGUAUCGUGGUGAGGGACCAUAUUAAAACCUGGCUACUGUCUCUUAACUUUGUAUCGUGGUGAGGGACCAUAUUAAUUUUGAGUGAGUAUGUGUUUUAUGGCUUGUAUGUCUCCCAUGUUUUAUCUCCAGGGAUUUAUGGAAAAAAAAAUGUUUUUUGUCAAAUCAAAUCCAUAAAGGUCCUCAAUGUAUAUUGUAUUAGAUGUUAAUGUUCACAUAACGGAUUAUUCUAACCUACAGUAGUAGUACAAUGUUAUACCUUAUAAUAUGUAUCGCUGUAUGUACGUUUUGAGCAUUUUGAAUUUUAUUCUCAUAUCCAGUCACACAUAAUUGCAGCUGUUUAACUAAAUACACUUCUGUAAUUCAGUUUACAUAUUCCAUAUUACUAAAUGCACUUCUGUAAUUCAGCUUACAUAUUCUAUAUUACUAAAUGCGGUACUGUAAUUCAGCUUACAUAUUCUAUAUUACUAAAUACACUUCUGUAAUUCAGCUUACAUAUUCUAUAUUACUAAAUGCGGUACUGUAAUUCAGCUUACAUAUUCUAUAUUACUAAAUACACUUCUGUAAUUCAGCUUACAUAUUCUAUAUUACUAAAUGCGGUACUGUAAUUCAGCUUACAUAUUCUAUAUUACUAAAUACACUUCUGUAAUUCAGCUUACAUAUUCUAUAUUACUAAAUGCGGUACUGUAAUUCAGCUUACAUAUUCUAUAUUACUAAAUACACUUCUGUAAUUCAGCUUACAUAUUCUAUAUUACUAAAUGCGGUACUGUAAUUCAGCUUACAUAUUCUAUAUUACUAAAUACACUUCUGUAAUUCAGCUUACAUAUUCUAUAUUACUAAAUGCGGUACUGUAAUUCAGCUUACUGCAUUUAGUAAUAUAGAAUAUGUAAGCUGAAUUACAGUACCGCAUUUAGUAAUAUAGAAUAUGUAUCUGUAAUUCAGCUUACAUAUUCUAUAUUACUAAAUACACUUCUGUAAUUCAGCUUACAUAUUCUAUAUUACUAAAUGCAGUAUCUGUAAUUCAGCUUACAUAUUCACGGUCUAUAUGAAGUACGCUUUACAUGUACAAUAUUAAUCCAAUCAUAUUUCUGCUCUGUGUACAUGUUUGUUCCUUCAAUAAUAAACCCAAGGUCGAAAUUCAAACUGA